Molecule: messenger RNA, 1838 nt
Organism: Fomitiporia mediterranea MF3/22
Lineage: Eukaryota; Fungi; Basidiomycota; Agaricomycetes; Hymenochaetales; Hymenochaetaceae
Product: hexose transporter
Exons: 5
Coding region: 1-1575 (524 amino acids)
Biological process (GO): carbohydrate transport; transmembrane transport
Cellular component (GO): membrane
Molecular function (GO): carbohydrate:proton symporter activity
Source: RefSeq, a predicted model, not a curated record
AUGGGCGUUGGUGCUGUAGCUAGCGAGAAAAUAUAUGCUGGUUACGCUCAUCUUCUUGAUCCAAAUCGCAAGUGGUAUAAUAAUUGGCGACUUAUCCGCCUGAAUGCCUGGAUCGUCUUAUUCCUUAUCACAUCUUCAACUAAUGGAUACGACGGGAGCAUGAUGAACGGGCUACAGUCCCUCGACCAGUGGGAGAAUGCCUUCAACAAGCCGUCAGGUUCCAUGCUUGGCCUUCUUAAUGCUAUCCAAAACAUCGGAGCUCUUGCUGCUUAUCCCUUUGCGCCAUAUCUUUCGGAUGGCAUUGGGCGAAGGCCAACCGUUUUUGUUGGAGCAGCUAUUAUGAUCGGUGCAACUGCUCUUCAGACAGCAUCUCAAACUGUCAACAUGUUUAUUGGUGCACGCUUUAUGAUUGGUUUUGGUCUCACGUUUGCUACGAACUCCGCACCGAUGCUUGUCUCCGAGAUUUCAUAUCCGCCAUACAGAGCAGCUCUCACUUCAGUGUACAAUUCGCUUUGGUACUCCGGUGCUAUCAUCGCUGCAUGGUCAACGUAUGGUACAUUCAAAAUUCCAACUUCUUGGGCGUGGCGAGUGCCUUCCCUCCUGCAGGGACUUCCCUCUGUUAUUCAGGUGGCCCUCGUCUGGUUUGCUCCUGAAUCACCGCGUUACCUUGUGUCGAAAGGCAAAGAGGCUCAGGCACUCAGAACGCUUGCGUAUUAUCAUGCGGAUGGUAACGAACAAGAUCCUCUUGUCCAGUACGAGUUUGAAGAGAUUAAAGCUGCUAUCGACCUCGACCGUCAUGUUAAUGCUAAUGUCGGCUGGAAGUCGCUUGUUACGAAAAAAGGAAACCUCAAACGUUUACGCAUCGUUGUCGCUAUCGCAUUCUUCUCGCAGUGGUCGGGCAACGGAUUAGUAUCGUAUUAUCUCAACAAAGUCUUUGAUUCGAUCGGCAUCACGGACCCAACGACUCAGCUGCUAAUCAAUGGUAUCCUUCAAAUCUGGAACCUUGCAAUCGCAAUCAUGGCGAGCUUCUUUGUCGAGCGCCUUGGUCGUCGUCUGUUGUUCCUUACCUCAUGUAUCGGCAUGCUUGUGUUCUUCACUCUUCAGACUGCAUGUGCCGGUGUUUUUGCAAAUACAGGGAGCGAUCAAGCAGCACACGCCGUUAUCGCAUUCAUUUUCUUGUACUAUGCGUCCUACGAUUUGGCGUUCACACCACUUAUCGUAUCAUAUACGAUAGAAAUUGUGCCAUACAACAUUCGCGCGAAGACCUUCAAUGUAUUCAACUUCACGAUCUCCCUUGCACUUAUUUUCAACCAGUAUGUUAAUCCUAUCGCGCUCGAUGCUAUUGGAUGGAAAUAUUACGUCGUGUAUUGCUGUUGGAUCUUGGUCGAGCUCGUCUUCUGUUACUUCUACGUCGUCGAGACAAAGGGCCGUUCACUCGAGGAAACAGCUGCGUUGUUCGACGGCGAAGAGGCGGUUGACCAGGUUGCAGGCGCUGCCCGCGAUGUCCACGAUAACCACUUGACCGACGACAAAGCCAGUGGGACAUCUUACCAGAUUCCCGAGAAGACGGUCUGAACGCAUAGUUGCUCAGUCUUUCUUCCUUUUCCAAUCUUGUCUUCCUUUUGUUCCAUUCUGGUCACGAUGCUGUUGUUAAUGUUCUCUUGGUCUUUGUUAUAAGCAACUGGUCGCAUCUGGUGGUACGAUAGCCUGAGUUUCAUUCACAUUCACCGAUAUUAUUAAUGAGUACGUUUCCCCGCUGGUGUCCUUUACGUAUUAAAGGAGAGUUCUCGCACGUAUGUAUGCCGUAUCACCCGAUGGCAAAGUAUGUAAGUAGACAG